UAAACGAUUUUCUACAAAGACUGCUCCGUCGUUAUCCAUUUCAUCAUCACACUUGGGACUUGGCGCAAAUUGUCGGAUACUCUCCGUCAAUGUGCGGCUGUUCGCGGCGGAGGCGAUCGGAUUGAGGUACGGUAGGUGUUGAUAUUGUUGCGGAAGGAAGGAGGAUUAAGGAAAUGGCGACGAUGUUGUUGGUGGCGGUGGCGGUGGCGGUGACGGCUCUGAAUGCGGCAUUUUUGUGCAGCGGAGGAAUCACGAGCAGUUUUGUGAGGAGAGAUGCGAAGGCGUUUGAUAUGCCUCUCGACAGUGAUGUCUUCAAGGUUCCUCCAGGCUACAAUGCUCCUCAGCAGGUGCAUAUUACGCAGGGAGAUUAUGAAGGAAAAGCAGUGAUUGUAUCGUGGGUAACUGUAGAUGAACAAGGUUCGAGCACCGUGCUGUAUUGGGCUGAGAACAGCAAUGAGAGGAAGAAGAAGAAGGCAGAGGGGAAGGUCACUAGGUACACAUUUUACAACUACACUUCUGGAUACAUCCAUCAUUGCACUGUUGGGAAUUUGGAGUAUAAUACCAAAUACUAUUACGAGAUCGGUAUUGGGCACACAACAAGAACUUUCUGGUUCACUACACCUCCACCUGUUGGGCCUGAUGCUCCAUAUACUUUUGGUCUUAUAGGGGAUUUGGGGCAGAGUUACGACUCAAACAAGACACUUACACAUUAUGAGAAGAAUCCGAAGAAGGGGCAGACUCUGUUGUUUGUUGGCGAUCUUUCUUAUGCCGAUAGGUAUGAUUUCCAUGACAAUAGGAGGUGGGAUUCAUGGGGGAGGUUUGUGGAGAGGAGUGUGGCUUUCCAACCCUGGAUCUGGACUGCUGGAAAUCAUGAGAUCGAUUUCGAUCCUAAAAUUGGCGAAACGAAACCAUUCAAGCCUCAUAAGCACCGUUAUUACGUCCCUUACAAAGCAUCGAAGAGCACCGAACCAUUUUGGUACUCUAUCAAGAGAGCUUCAGCACAUAUCAUAGUUCUGGCUUCUUAUUCAGCAUACGGUAAAUACACUCCUCAAUACACGUGGCUCGAAGAGGAGCUGCCGAAGGUGAACAGAUCCGAGACGCCAUGGCUGAUUGUGCUGAUGCAUUCUCCAUGGUACAACAGCUACAACUACCACUACAUGGAAGGAGAAACCAUGAGAGUUAUGUACGAGCCGUGGUUCGUCAAAUACAAAGUCGACGUCGUGUUUGCUGGCCAUGUACACGCCUAUGAACGAUCGGAACGCGUGUCUAACAUUGCGUACAAUGUUGUGAAUGGAAUUUGUACACCGGUGAGAGACCAGUCGGCCCCUGUUUACAUAAUCAUCGGAGAUGGAGGAAAUCUCGAAGGCCUCGCUACCAACAUGACAGAGCCACAGCCGAAAUACUCGGCGUUCCGGGAGGCGAGCUUCGGACAUGCGACAUUCGCUAUAAAGAACAGGACACACGCGUACUACAGCUGGCACCGGAACCACGAUGGGGUUGCGGUGGAAGCCGACUCCAUGUGGUUCUUCAACAGGUACUGGCAUUCUAUCGACGAUUCUACUGCUACCACUACUCAAUAAUAAUAAUAGUAAUUUGUUAUAGGGUACUUGUAUUUUCGACUGCAGUUGCUAUGCCGCUUUGUAAGAAAGCAGUACAAAUUUCUGGAUAUUUUUAAAAAAUAUCUAAGGGAAAUGCUUAUUUCCGAC
Andrographis paniculata is the source of this 1706-nucleotide messenger RNA. Its product is annotated as purple acid phosphatase-like. The record is from RefSeq and is a predicted model, not a curated record. Gene Ontology annotation, molecular function: acid phosphatase activity; metal ion binding. Lineage: Eukaryota; Viridiplantae; Streptophyta; Magnoliopsida; Lamiales; Acanthaceae. Bases 174 to 1580 code for a protein of 468 amino acids. The transcript has 8 exons.